AUGGAUGAUCAUGUGAAUUUGGUUGAUCCGGUGGAGGAAUAUGAAAAUGAAAACUCUAUUGGGAUUAGCCAUGUAGACCCCAUAUCUGAUGAUGGUGGAGACACUACAAAUACUGAUGCCCCCAAUACUGUCUCUACUGAGGACCAAACAGAAGUUCAAACAUAUGGACUUGGGGAGAUUAGGGAGAUUGUUGAUUGUGUGAGAGAUGGUAUAAAAUAUCUGUUCAAAGAAGUUUUUCCUAGAUAUGGUGAUAGAGAUAGCAGUUUUGAAUGGGUUCCAACAGUUGAAGAGUGGGGGCAAGUUGAAAAUGUUUGUCAACUACUUGUUAUUUUCAAUGAAAUAACCAAUAUUGUAUCCGGAAGUGAUUACCCAACAACAAACUUAUUCCUUUCUGAAGUAUGGAGAAUGAAGGACAUCUUAGGUAAGAAGAGUAGAGAUGAGAAUGAAUACAUGAAAUCAAUGGUAAGGAAAAUGACUGCUAAGUUUGACAAAUAUUGGGGGGAGUGUAAUCUAUUGAUGGCAAUCGCUGCGGUGUUAGACCCUAGAUUCAAAAUGGUCCUGAUCCAAUUCUGUUUUCCUUUAAUUUAUCAAGAGUCGGACGCUUCUAAGAAUAUUGAUUAUGUCUCUCAAGUGUUGCAUGAGUUAUAUGAUGAGUAUGUUCAUGAAUACAAUUCAACUCUUGAGGCACAAAGAGAGCAGGAAAAUGCUCGAAUAAACGUAUCCAGUUGUUCCUCAAGUGUUGGGAGAAACAUGCAGAGUGGCCAGUCAUUAUUUAAAUCUUUUGUUAGAAGUGUUGAUACCGUGCAGCCUAGUAAAUCAGAACUGGACAAUUAUUUAGAGGAGAGUAUAUAUAUCUGUGAAGAGGGUUCAGAUGCAAGUUUCGAUGCCUUGGAAUGGUGGAAAGCAAAUAGUCUUAAGUUUCGAACUUUGUCCAAAUUGGCCCGAGAUAUAUUGGCUACACCAAUUACCACAGUUAGCUCAGAAUCGACAUUCAGCGCAGGAGGCAGAGUCAUUGAUCCUCAUCGAGCUUCAUUGUCAACUGAAAUUGUCCAGAUGUUGUUAUGUGGGUCAGAUUGGGUUAGAGCAUUAUAUGGGCUUAAAAGAUCAUCAACAAAUUCUUUGUCUGUCUUGGUUGUCUUGCUUAUUUUGCUGAUCUUUGAUUCGAUUGUUCUUGUGGUAACUGUGGCUGAAUGGCUGGUAACUGCUUAG
This is a messenger RNA of Juglans regia (Persian walnut), 1209 nucleotides long. Its product is annotated as zinc finger BED domain-containing protein RICESLEEPER 2-like. NCBI's taxonomy places the organism in Eukaryota, Viridiplantae, Streptophyta, Magnoliopsida, Fagales, Juglandaceae. Gene Ontology annotation, molecular function: protein dimerization activity; DNA binding. The record is from RefSeq and is a predicted model, not a curated record. The transcript has 5 exons. The coding region runs from base 1 to 1209 and encodes 402 amino acids.